GAGAUUCCGUGUCAUUUCAUGUGAUCAGAAAACCAGAAUUACCCCCAGCAGUCGAGCUGGAGAAGAUUUCAUGGGGCAAUGCAUCCGGGUCAAACUACAUAGUCAUGCUGAAUGUCCUUCCUGGGAGGAAUGUUCCAGAAUGGCUCAACUUCCAGGACAAAUUUGAGAAGAGGGUCCAUGUGCCCAACACAACGACCCUAUUGAUGGACAACCUGACCCUUGGGGACAGCGGGCUGUACCGGGCUCGAGCCUGCUACAGUAACGGAACAGAAAGUGACCAGGAUUUUCACCUGACGGUCUAUGAGCCCGUGCCCCAUCCCCAGAUCCGGGCCACAGUUCCGUCCCUCACACCAGGCUGGUGCAACGUCACCGUGGAGUGUGACACCACGGGAACCAGGGAGGGCCUGACCGUGUCCUGGGAGAGCGAGGGCCUCCCUAGGGAGCUGGAGCAGAGACCGGCCCCGGGACCAGCCCCCAACCCCUGGACACUGGCUGUGAGCCUGCCCCUGAGCCAGCCCAACGCCAGCCUCACCUGUGUGGUCAGCAGCCAGGUGGACCAGAAAACUGCCACCUGGGGCCUUGGGGAUGUCUGUGGCCAUGAAGCAGAUCUACAUGGACAGGUCCCUGCUGCCCUAUUACGAAACAUCCUAGGAUCUGUUGUGUUCCUGCUGCUGAUCCUGGGAGCAGGACUGUACCUUUCAAAGACACGUGAGAAGAAGAACGUGGACUCUGGGAGAGGUGCAGGAUCGCAGGAGGGACACAGGGACCCGGAUGGUGGCAUCCACUAUGCAGAGCUGAGCCAGCGGAAGUCUGGAGACAGGAGGGACCGGGGUAGGGGUGCCCCUGGUCUAGAAGGCGAGAAGCCUCUCACCACUGUCUACAGUGAGGUCCGCAAGCCAGGCCAGGCCAUGAGGAGGAUUUAAUGGGAAGAAGCAGGAGAAUCUUGCCCUCCGGGGACACCUGUCUCGUGAGCGUGACGCCUGCAGCUCGGGUCCUGCCUCCUCCACCUCUGAGGCUCUGAGCAGGGACUGGAUGGAUCCACCGUCAGUUAUUUCUGUGCUAAAUCGUUCCGCACAAGGUCACCGUGAGACACACACAGGGGUAGAUCAACGGGGAAACUGAGUAAAUAAAUUGUACAAACCUGUUCCAGGACUGCUCAGCCUCAGCUAUGUGUGAACCCCAGACGGCCCCCGCUCUCUCCCUGGUCUCUACGACAUCCAACUGCCUUUCAGACCCGCAGCCCCUGGGACGAGCCCUGGUGAAUUCCCAGUGUUCCACCUGGACCGUCUUGAACACGACCCAGUGGUCAGUCCCGUGCUGAGAGCUAUUUACAGACCCUGUGAAUUCGUAAUCGUGAGCACUGGCUGAGUGCCGCUCUGUGACUCGCACUGUUCUGACCGUUCUGCUCCCUCCUAACUCACAGGGUCCUCGGGGACUCUCUGUGAAGGGAAACUGAAUGGCUCCAUGACGCAGAAGACAAAAUCCGGGUGGGGGGGACCUGAGACGUCCCUAAAUCUCUCCGUGGAUCUCAUUCCUUCUACCGCGUCCCUAUCCAGGUGGAGUGGAGAGGGACCCUCGUGUCUCUGGCAUCUCUACUCCCUCUGCCAUCUCGCUCCCUUCCGAACUUCCACAGUCGUGGGCGUUAGUGGGAUAGACCAGACCCUGGGUCCUGCUCGACGCUCCUCCAGGGAAGCCUCUCCAAGCCUGUCGGGCUCCUGCUUUCCUGAUUUCUUUGCAAAAGUGAGCAGAUAGAGCUUGUGUGAGGAACUCCCUCUCCUCUUCUCGCUUCCCUUUCUCAGCUGCUCCCUGCGCUGCUCACAAGUGCUGCCCGUGCUCUGGGGCGUCCUGUGUUUCAGGGUCACCUCUCUCACUAGCCUGCAGGAAGCCCGAGGCCAGAAGCUUCGCCUUGUUCUCUGUCCCAUCCCCUGGGUCAUGGACAGAGCUGCUUCCUGGUAGCUGUUCAGUAACUGUUGCUGGAAGAUGAGAGACAUUUGCUCAGAAAUCAUUUGUCCCUCAUCUGGGCUGCAGGAGAGCCCACCCAAGCCCCCUGUGAGAUCUCCUGAAGUUGAACAUCACUGUCCCUGCAGACGACCUGCUCAGAGUUGCCCGCUGAUUCUGCAAGACAACCUGCCAGGGUCUCCUGUGAUCGGACCUGCUCCGUGUGCAUCCAGCCGCGGGAGCUCAGCUCGGUUGCGAUCAUAGCUGCCAGUGAUGUGGGAAACAGAGGCAGGAGAAAAAUUAUUAAAUUUUCUUACUACCCACAGCCCAUUGACUAGUCCUUGAAACAGGCAGAGUGACCUUCCUCUAGGGAUACAACUCUCUUGAUGUUAAUACUUUGCUGAGGACAAAAGGCAAUCCUAGCCUGGGAUCCCUUAAGUCUACUUUCACAUAAACAAGCUCUUUUGGAAACUUCCUUUAUCUCUACCCACUCCCCCAGAAACAUGCUGGGAAUCAUCCUCAAGCAUCUGACCCACCGAUACACAUCUGAAGGGUCUCAUGACUAAGGUUUUAUCAGAUGGUAAUAAAUGACCUUUUCCCAACAAUAGCUAACCCCCUCAAUGCCCUCAAGGCCCUGGAAACCUUGCUUCCAAAUUCCUUAGAGACUUAGGCUCUCCCCAACCCCCUCCCAACUUGAG
Molecule: messenger RNA, 2636 nt
Organism: Ailuropoda melanoleuca (giant panda)
Lineage: Eukaryota; Metazoa; Chordata; Mammalia; Carnivora; Ursidae
Product: SLAM family member 8-like
Exons: 5
Coding region: 105-923 (272 amino acids)
Cellular component (GO): membrane
Source: RefSeq, a predicted model, not a curated record